Molecule: messenger RNA, 2040 nt
Organism: Lodderomyces orthopsilosis Co 90-125
Lineage: Eukaryota; Fungi; Ascomycota; Pichiomycetes; Serinales; Debaryomycetaceae
Exons: 1
Coding region: 1-2040 (679 amino acids)
Biological process (GO): vesicle budding from membrane; clathrin coat assembly; clathrin-dependent endocytosis
Cellular component (GO): clathrin-coated pit; clathrin-coated vesicle
Molecular function (GO): SNARE binding; phosphatidylinositol-4,5-bisphosphate binding; clathrin heavy chain binding
Source: RefSeq, a predicted model, not a curated record
AUGACUACUUACGAGAAGAUCGUCAAAGGGGCAACCAAGGUCAAAGUGGCUGCCCCAAAACCAAAAUACAUUGAGCCCAUAUUAAUGGCCACUUCCAUGGACCACUCAAUUGUAUCUGCUGAUAACUUCAACACCAUUAUGAGGACAUUACAACAAAGACUACGUGAUAGUUCGUGGUCAGUAGUUUAUAAAUCAUUAAUUGUUAUUCAUCUUAUGAUUAGGGAGGGAGAUAAAGAUGUCACAUUGAAAUAUUUAGCUGAUCAAGGCCAUUCGAUGUUGAAUUUAUCACUGAGUAAUAUUGCCAGUAAUAAUAGUGGAAAUUUCAAUGCUGAUGUUCGAUUAAUUAUGAAAUAUUCCAAAUAUUUACAUACUAGAGUCAAACAAUUUGAUGCUACUGGAAUUGAUUAUGUACGGGAUGAGAGGUCAAAUAAUAGUACAACACAAGAAGGUGGAAGAUUACGAUCAUUAACUAUUGAAAAGGGGUUAUUAAGAGAAACUGAGAGUGUUCAAAAACAAAUUGAUUCAUUACUCAAGAAUAGUUUCAUGGAAAAUGAUAUAAAUAAUGAUAUUGUUUUAACUGCGUUUAGAUUAUUAGUUAAUGAUUUAUUGGCUUUAUUUCAAGAACUCAAUGAAGGUGUGAUAAAUAUUUUGGAACAUUAUUUUGAAAUGUCAAAAUUUGAUGCUGAACGCUCAUUGAAAGUUUAUAAGAAAUUUGUUGAUCAAACGAAAUACGUCAUUGAUUAUUUACGAGUGGCUAAGCAUCUUGAAUAUGCCACUAAAUUACAUGUUCCCACUAUCAAGCAUGCACCAACAGCAUUAACUAGUUCAUUGGAAGAAUAUUUGGAUGAUCCAAAUUUUGAAAUGAAUCGACGUCAAUAUUUGACUGACAAGGGCAAUAAACAGAAUGCUGAUAGUCACAAGAAACCUGUAUUUGGUGAUAGAGAUGAACCUAAAGCUACUCCUCAACAACAGCCUCAGCAACAGUCCCAACAACAGUUUUCACAAACUAUCAAUAAUGGUGGUGCAAGUGGAGUUGAUAGACAUGCUUCUUUAGUUGUUCAGCAAACUUAUAAUCCAUGGGAUAAUAUUGCCAUUCCAGUCUAUGCUCAAGCCUACACACAAACUCAGGUUGACCCAUUUCAACUUCAACAGCAACAACAACAGCAACAAGAGGCUCAAAUACAACAGCAACAACAACAAGCCCAAAUACAGGCUCAACAGCAGGCUGAACAACAGGCACAGCUCCAAGCGCAACAGCGGGCUGAACAACAGGCACAGCUCCAAGCGCAACAGCAGGCUGAACAACAGGCACAGCUCCAAGCGCAACAGCAACAGCAACAGGCACAGCUCCAAGCGCAACAGCAACAGCAACAGCAACAGCAACAGCAACAGCAACAGCAACAGCAACAGCAACAGCAACAACAAUUGCAACAGCAACAUACAUUUGGUCAUCAAUCAAGAUCAUCAUUGCCUCCCAUAUUUCAAGGACAACAAUAUCAAUCGCCUUUGCAUACUUCCUUUACAGGUAAUGGAUUUGGGGGUUAUGGUAGUCAAACUACUUUGCAACCUCAACAAACAAACCCUACACAGCAAUCAUUACAACCAUUACAGCCUCAAAGCACUAAUCCAUUCUUGCAACAACAACAACAACCACAAUUUACUUACACGCAAUUUCAGCAACAAACACAAUUACCUUUACAACAUCAAAAUACUAAUCCUUUUAUACAACAGGCCCAACAAGCACAAACGGCACCAGCUAUGCAGCAGCAACAACAACAACAACCACAUCCGCAAUUCACGCAACAGUUUACGCAACCGCAAUUACAAAUUCAACAGCAAUCUCAAUCAAGUCCAGGAUUACAAAGAUCAAACACUAAUCCAUUCUCAAGGUUGGCAACUGGUCAACAAAAUACUCAACCACAAGGGGGUGUAUUUUUUGGGCAACAACAGCCACAACAACACAUUCAACCCUUGCAACAUCAAUCUACAAACCCAUUUGCCCGUCGCGCGUUUGAUCCAAAUGUCGACAGUUUAAUUUAG